Molecule: messenger RNA, 2163 nt
Organism: Rhodamnia argentea
Lineage: Eukaryota; Viridiplantae; Streptophyta; Magnoliopsida; Myrtales; Myrtaceae
Product: pentatricopeptide repeat-containing protein At1g08070, chloroplastic-like
Exons: 2
Coding region: 66-2135 (689 amino acids)
Biological process (GO): RNA modification
Molecular function (GO): RNA binding; protein binding; zinc ion binding
Source: RefSeq, a predicted model, not a curated record
GGAGACGACGCCAACUGCGCCGCCGAGUUUUGAUGUCAUCUCGUUGAACUCCCGCAACCUAUCUAAUGCUAAAGCUUGCGCCGUCUCCUCCUCCUCCUCCUCCUCCUCCUGCUGUCCGCCACGACCUUCCUCAGAACUUCGACUUCUCUCUGCUCCUGAAUUGCAGGACCGCUCAAGAAACGAAGCAAGCCCACGCUUUGUCCCUCAAGACCGGGGCUUUCAAUCACCCCCCAACGGCUUCCAAGCUUCUGGCCCUCUAUGCGGAUCCGGCGAUCAACGACCUCCGAUACGCACGCUCCGUGUUCGACCAAAUUCCCCAACCGGCGUUGCCCUCCUGGAACGUCAUCAUCAAGUGCUGCGUCGAGAACCAACAUUCCCACCAGGCGUUAUGUCUGUUCCGCGAGCUGGUUUGGCACUUCACGCCUGACAGUUUCACGUUGCCGUGUGUGAUAAAGGGUUGUGCUCGGUUGAGUGCCAUUGAGGAGGGGAAGCAGACUCACGGUCUGGCUUUGAAAAUUGGGUUUGGUUCGGAUAAGUUUGUGGAGAGUAGCUUGGUUAGCAUGUACUCCAAGUGCGGUCGCAUUGGUUCUGCGAGGAAGGUCUUUGAUGACAUGGACAAUAAGGAUUUGGUCUGUUGGAAUGCUUUGAUUGAUGGGUAUGCAAGGUGUGGGGAGAUUGAGCUGGCGUUGGAGGUGUUUAAUGAAAUGCCAGAGCGGGAUUCUUUCUCGUGGACGGUUCUGGUCGAUGGCCUUUCGAAAUGUGGGAAGGUUGAGGCCGCGAGAGAAAUAUUCGAAAAAAUGCCAACUAGGAGUUUGGUCUCUUGGAAUGCCAUGAUUAACGGGUACAUGAAAUCGGGCGAUUUCAAUUGGGCUCGUAAUUUGUUUGAGGACAUGCAGGCGAGAGAUUUAAUUACGUGGAAUUCAAUGAUUGCAGGAUAUGACUUCAAUGGGCGGUUUAAGGAAGCUUUAGACAUGUUUAACUCCCUGAUAAAAGAAGGUUUCAUACCUAAUCAUGCUACUUUAGUUUGUGCUCUUUCUUCAGUUUCCGGAUUGGCAACUCUUAGUAUGGGAAGCUGCAUUCACUCUUAUAUGGUGAAGAAUGAACAUCCAUUAGAUGGUGUUCUUGGUACUUCGCUCAUAGAAAUGUAUUCCAAAUGUGGGAGCAUUGAGAGUGCUCUGGCUAUUUUUAACUCUAUAUCAAAGAAGAAGCUGGGCCAUUGGACUGCCAUCGUUGUAGGAUUGGGAAUGCAUGGCAUGGCAAGUCCCGCUCUUCAAAUAUUUUCUGAAAUGCGCAAAGCCAGAGUUAAGCCCAAUGCCAUAACCUUUGUUGGAGUAAUAAAUGCUUGUAAUCAUGCAGGUUUGGUUGAUCAUGGACGCCAUUAUUUUGAAAUGAUGGAGAAAGAAUAUGGAAUUAAACCAACAAUGGAACACUAUGGUUGCUUGGUGGAUCUAUUAUGCCGAGCUGGGCGUGUGAAAGAGGCAAAGUAUGUGAUCAACACCAUGCCCAUGAAACCCAACAAAGUAAUGUGGAUGAGCUUACUUAGCGGUUCCCGAAUCCAAGGAAACCAAAAGGUUGGUGAAUAUGCGGCACAACAUCUGAUCGACUUGGCUCCAGAGACCAUAGGAUGUUAUAUUGUUCUCUCGAACAUAUAUGCUGCUGCAGGUCGGUGGGACAAAGUUUCACAAGUUAGAGAAAUGCUGAAGAAGAAAGGAAUUAGGAAAGAGCCCGGUUGUAGUUCGAUUGAGCACAAAGGAACGCUUCAUGAGUUUAUCGUGGGUGAUAAGUCUCAUCCGCAGACGGAACAAAUUUACUCUAAGUUGACUGAAAUGAGAGAGAAAUUGAAAUUGGCAGGGCAUGUGCCCGAUACUUCCCAAGUUCUUCUCUGCAUUGAAAAGGAGGAAGAGAAGGAAACUGAAUUGGAGAACCACAGCGAAAGACUGGCCAUUGCUUUUGGCCUCAUAAAUGUACACCCCGGACGUCCAAUACGCAUCAUGAAGAACCUUCGUGUUUGUAACGAUUGUCAUUCUGUAACUAAGCUACUUUCCCGUAUCUACGAUCGGGAAAUCAUUGUGAGAGAUAAUAGCCGUUUCCAUCAUUUUAAAAGUGGAUCAUGUUCUUGCAAUGAUUUCUGGUGAUUAAACCAUUCCUGUGCUGUUGAUCACU